CAUCUCUUGUUGAGCAGAAAGUGAGACGACAUGGACCUGACAGCUUCCUCCAUCUCUCUGAUGAUGAAUGUGCUGGUGCUGAUGUUGACUGUUCACUACGGCCUUUCACAAACAUCAGAGCGUACUUUCCCUCGUAUUGUCCCGUCCCAACUGCAGUUCAUUUACUACACCAGUGUCACUGUGACCUGUGAGGGAUUUUUCAACAACCUGAUCAAAUGGAGGGUGCUGCGGAGAAAAGGGAAAGGAAACCUAGAAACUGCUUGUAACAAAGAAAUUUCAACUUCUGGAAUGUGCCACAUUCCAAUGGUGUACCCGGCAGAUUCUGGAGAAUACUGGUGUGAGAGCGAGGACAGAAGGAGAAGUGAGAGCGUCCAGAUCACAGUCUCAGAGAAUGUAAUCCUGGAGAGUCCAGUUCUUCCGGUGAUGGUUGGAGAUAAUGUUACUCUUCGUUGCAUCACAAACACAAACCUGGAACCCUCCACAAAGUUUGACUUCUACAAAGAUGGCGUCCGUGUGGACACAAGUUCAUCUGGAGAGUUGACCCUCUACAACAUCUCACUGUCCGAUCAGGGGCUCUAUAAAUGUAACAUAUCUGAAAAUGAGUUUUCAACAGAAAACUGGCUCCAAGUUAAAGCUGUGCUCUUGGAGUGUCCUGAUCAGCCUGUGAUGGAGGGAGAGAAAGUGACUCUGUUCUGUAGAGACAAAAUGGCUGCUGCAAACUACACGUCCUUUUUCUACAAAGACGAUGAAAUGAUCGGGAACAGUUCCUCUGGAAAGUUGACUCUGAACAGGGUUUCCAAAAUGGACGAAGGAGUUUACAAGUGCCAAACCUCAGAGGACAGAGAGUCUGAGGAGCAGUGGUUGGCUGUGAGAGGGAGCACGGAGCAGGGCGCACGCCAGAGCCCAGGGAUGCGCCGAGAGGAGCAGAGACGGGAACAGGGAACCGCCAAGACCGGGACGAAGACAGCACCGGGAACAGAACCAGAGGAAGCCGAGCCGGGACGGACUGGAGAGCGGGAGCCAGAACAGGAGACGUGGAGCAGACAAGGUCCAGGACGAGACAAGGAGGUGAAGGUAGGAGUUGACUGUACCGGAGCCGGAGCGCGGAGUCGGGAGCAGAACCAGAGAUCCGGAGCUGGGGGGGUCAGGAGAACCGGAACCUGGGAGGCAGCAAACUCCAAGCAUACUUUGCCUCGUAUUGUCCCGUCCCGACUGCAGUUCUUUUACUACACCAGUCUCACUGUGACCUGUGAGGGAUUUUUCAAUGACCUGAUCAAAUGGAGGGUGGUGCGGAGAAAAGGGAAAGGAAACCAAAAAACUACUUGUAACAAAGAAUCUUCAACUUCUGGAACCUGCCACAUUGAAAUGCUGUUUCCAUCCGAUGCUGGAGAAUACUGGUGUGAGAGCGAGGACAGAAAGAGAAGUGAGAGCGUCCGGAUCACAGUCUCAGAGAAUGUAAUCUUGGAGAGUCCAGUUCGUCCGGUGAUGGUUGGAGAUAAUGUUACUCUUCGUUGCCUUAAAAACCCAAACCUAAAACCCUCCACAAAGUUUGACUUCUACAAAGAUGGCGUCCGUGUGGACACAAGUUCAUCUGGAGAGUUGACCCUCUACAACAUCUCACUCUGUGCUCUUGGAGUGUCCUGA
Molecule: messenger RNA, 1644 nt
Organism: Periophthalmus magnuspinnatus
Lineage: Eukaryota; Metazoa; Chordata; Actinopteri; Gobiiformes; Gobiidae
Product: neural cell adhesion molecule 2-like
Exons: 9
Coding region: 31-1644 (537 amino acids)
Biological process (GO): cell surface receptor signaling pathway
Molecular function (GO): transmembrane signaling receptor activity
Source: RefSeq, a predicted model, not a curated record